CUCAUCUGACUCAUUCUGAUAGAGCUCCACAGUGGUCUCGUCGGGUCUCGUCUGCCUCCUCCUCGCGGCUCGAAAAAGAGCUUCACACGCUUGAAUUCUCCGUUCGUUCUCUUAUCUAUUUUCUCGAUUGGAGAUGGCGGAGAAGCCGGCACAAGAGCAGGAGCAGAAGCGAGCGAUGGAACCGGGUGUUCUCGACGAUAUCAUUCGCCGUUUGGUUGAGUUUCGGAACACGAGGCCUGGAUCGGGGAAGCAAGUUCAUCUCAGUGAAGGCGAAAUCCGUCAGCUUUGUGCUGUGUCGAAAGAAAUCUUUCUUCAACAACCCAAUCUGCUUGAACUCGAAGCUCCCAUCAAGAUCUGCGGUGAUAUUCAUGGGCAGUAUUCAGAUCUACUGAGGCUGUUUGAGUAUGGAGGCUUCCCUCCAGAAGCUAAUUAUUUGUUCUUGGGUGAUUAUGUUGACCGUGGGAAGCAAAGCUUGGAAACAAUAUGCCUUCUCCUAGCUUACAAAAUCAAGUACCCUGAGAACUUCUUCCUGUUGAGAGGGAAUCAUGAAUGUGCAUCCAUUAAUCGUAUUUAUGGAUUCUAUGACGAGUGCAAACGCAGGUUUAAUGUCAGACUCUGGAAAGUAUUCACCGAUUGCUUUAACUGUCUUCCUGUGGCCGCCUUAAUUGAUGACAGAAUACUAUGUAUGCAUGGUGGAAUUUCCCCAGAGUUGACAAGUUUGGACCAGAUUAGAAAUAUUGCACGGCCAAUGGAUAUUCCAGACUCUGGUUUGGUAUGUGAUUUGCUAUGGUCAGAUCCUAGUGGAGAUACCAAAGGCUGGGGAAUGAACGAUCGUGGUGUUUCAUACACUUUUGGAGCUGACAAAGUUGCAGAGUUUUUGGAGAAAAAUGACAUGGACCUGAUCUGUCGUGCCCACCAGGUUGUUGAAGAUGGGUACGAGUUCUUUGCAGAAAGACAGCUUGUUACAGUAUUUUCAGCUCCCAACUAUUGUGGGGAAUUUGACAAUGCGGGUGCAAUGAUGAGCAUUGAUGAGAGCUUGAUGUGCUCAUUCCAAAUUCUUAAGCCAUCAGAAAAGAAAUCACCUUUUCUAUGACCAAUGACCACCAUGCUUCAAAUUAACAAUUAUCCAAAAGCUGUAUACUGGCAAGAGGAUCCACAAAAGGGAAACUGCUCAACUGUGACCUUAGUGGUUUCUGAUAAUAGAACAAUUAGACAAGUAGCUGUUGAGUUUCUCAAACACAGGGACAAUCUCAAAGAGAAGGAAACAACUCAGAAGUCUCUGCUGAUUUUUAGUAUUCUCUCACAACUAUCUUUGUCUAAAAUGUGUGUUUUCUUUGUCUUCUCUUUGAAUAAUCAUACUAGAUUCUCAUUUGUACUCUCUAUUUAUUAUGAAAACCCCAAAUUUCAAAUCU
This is a messenger RNA of Capsella rubella, 1412 nucleotides long. Its product is annotated as serine/threonine-protein phosphatase PP1 isozyme 1. Bases 134 to 1093 code for a protein of 319 amino acids. The record is from RefSeq and is a predicted model, not a curated record. The transcript is spliced from 4 exons. Gene Ontology annotation, molecular function: protein serine/threonine phosphatase activity. Gene Ontology annotation, cellular component: cytoplasm; nucleus. Lineage: Eukaryota; Viridiplantae; Streptophyta; Magnoliopsida; Brassicales; Brassicaceae.